AUGGGUACUGCAGCAGCAGCAGCGUUGACCACGGCGAUGGAGCUGCUGAAUUAUAUGCAGGCUCCCACUGUCGGAUUCUACCAUCUCGGUGCCAGCGCAUAUGCCUUGCUUGUUCUCCGAAAACCACAGCCCAUAUCACCGAAAAGACGGCGUGGCACACUGAUAUGCAUGCUCUGUUUACUUGCCGCCUACAUAACAGAAGUCCUGUACUACUUUAGUCGAUCUAUGGCAGAAGUGGAUUACUGGGCCCCCAAGCCAUGUGCGAUUCGCUGCUUGGGCUCAAUAUUAGUCUGGGCUCCGCUGUCGUACGCAGUAUGGAGCAGCAAGUCGUUGCAAUGGCCAUGUUUCUUUGGCGCUUUUGCCAUGCAGUUUGCGUUUGAGACGACGAUUUGCUUGAUGAGCACAUUUACGGCCCCGGGAGAAGAUGGUCAGAGGCAUGUACCGUUUGUGAUCAGUUGCAUCCGGACUCUUGCCUCUCUGGUAUUACUUCUCGAUGCCUUUGCCAUCCUUAUCACGAAGCAUGUGGAGCUCAGCCUGGAUGAAGAACGCCAAUCACUACUGGGGAAACCCGCGAAUGGCGCAGCAGCGCUGAACGGCUAUGGUGCUAUUUCCCAGGUCCCUGUCAGCGAAGACGAGCCCGAAGCAAGAGAUCGUGACAAGGAGCUCAAAGAGCAGCAAGCCAAGCGCCUCGAACAAGAGGGUGGCUGGUUGGGUUAUCUAGGAGGAUUCAUGAUCUUUUUACCAUACUUGUUUCCAACAGAUGACUGGAAGGUCAUGGGCUGUCUUGCUAUCCGUCUCUUGCACAUGAUACAGCAGCGGUUUCUAAACUUGCUUACCCCUCGCCAACUCGGUAUCAUUACUGAUAAGAUUGGAAAAGGCGAUGGGAUGAUGCCUUGGAAAGACAUUGGACUUUGGGUCUUGUUCUCCUACAUCAACAGCUACGCCGGCUUAGGUAUAAUUGACGGCAUCGCAAAUAUGGUCAUACACAACUCAGCGUACCGUCGUAUCACAUUGCUGGCAUACAAACACGUCCUUGGUCUAUCGAUGGAUUUCCACACCUCCAAAGACUCGGGCGAGGUGCUGAAAGCGGUGGAGCAAGCGGCUUCUCUCAACACACUGGUCGAAAUGGUGCUCUUUGAUGUUUGUCCCAUCUUCCUUGACGUCGCUGUUUCCAUGUACUACGUCACGCACUUGUUUGAUGCGUACAUGGCGUUCAUCAUUCUGUUCAUGGGCACGGCCUACAUUGCGCUGGGAUGGUAUUUUACGGGUUUGUCCCAGCCCAAGCGAAGAGACUACGUUGAGAAGCAGCGGACUGAGAGUUCUACUGUGAACGAAACUGUGCACAACUGGCAGACGGUGGCAUACUUCAAUCGUCUGACUUUUGAGCACCAACGAUAUGCUGCCAACAUCAUGAGCACCAUUAAUGCGCAGUAUGCAUAUUUCUUUCGAUCCAUGGGAGGACAUGCCGCACAAGACAUGCUGACAACGUUUGGCUUCUCCGCGUGCUGCAUCUUCGGCAUCGCGCAAAUUGUCAGUGGGCAAAAGCCAGUGGGUAACCUCGUCACACUGAUCGUAUACUGGAACACCAUGACACAACCCCUCUACAUCCUCUCCUACAGCUACCGCCACAUCUCCAGCUCCCUCAUCGACGCAGAGCGCCUCCUCCAACUCCUCAACACGAAGCCCUCGGUCGCCGACCACCCCUCCGCCACCGACCUCCUCAUCCCUACGGGCGCCGUGGAAUUCAAGAACGUCUCCUUUGCCUACGACCCGCGCGCCCCGAUACUCAAAAAUAUCAACCUCACCGUCCAACCAGGCCAGACCAUCGCCCUCGUCGGCCCCACCGGCAGCGGCAAAUCCACACUGCUCAAACUACUCCUCCGCUUCUACGACCCAACCUCGGGCUCCAUCUCCAUCGACGGCCAAGACCUGCGCUCGAUCACGCAAUCCAGCCUCCGCUCCUCGCUCGGCCUCGUUCCCCAAGACCCCAUCCUCUUCAAUCAAUCCAUCCGUCAAAACCUGCGCUACGCCCACCUCGCCGCCUCCGACUCGGUCAUUGAAGACGCCUGCGCUGCCGCCGCCAUCCACGCCGACAUCCUCCGCUUCCCAGACGGCUACGCCUCGCGAGUCGGCGAGCGCGGCGUCCGCCUAUCCGGCGGCCAAUUGCAGCGCCUCGCCAUUGCCCGCGUGCUGCUCAAGGACCCCAAGAUUGUACUCCUCGACGAGGCCACCUCGGCGAUUGACUCGGGCACAGAGGCCCUCAUUCAAGCUGCGUUUGCGCGCCUGAGUCGCGGGCGCACUACGUUUGUGGUUGCGCAUCGGUUGAGCACAGUGGUUGGGGCGGAUCUUAUUCUCAUUGUUGAUGGCGGCGAGAUUGUGGAGAGGGGGCGCCAUGUGGACUUGUUGCGCGCGGGUGGCGUGUAUGCGGCGUUAUGGGGGAAGCAGACCCAGACCCAGACCCAGACGGAGACGCAGAGUCCUGUCCUUGGGGGACAGGGCGACGACGAGACUAUAUGUGUGCCGGAUACGAAGGCUUCUAUGACGCAGGACGAAGAGGCCAUGGGAUCAAGUACGGGAUCGAGUACGUCUAGUAUACAGGAUUACACUACAAAACGCAAAUAA
Plenodomus lingam JN3 is the source of this 2622-nucleotide messenger RNA. RefSeq lists its product as uncharacterized. The record is from RefSeq and is a predicted model, not a curated record. Gene Ontology annotation, molecular function: ATP hydrolysis activity; ATP binding; ABC-type transporter activity. NCBI's taxonomy places the organism in Eukaryota, Fungi, Ascomycota, Dothideomycetes, Pleosporales, Leptosphaeriaceae. Gene Ontology annotation, biological process: transmembrane transport. Gene Ontology annotation, cellular component: membrane.